This is a messenger RNA of Fibroporia radiculosa, 3588 nucleotides long. RefSeq lists its product as uncharacterized. The record is from RefSeq and is a predicted model, not a curated record. Bases 1 to 3588 code for a protein of 1195 amino acids. The transcript has 8 exons. Gene Ontology annotation, molecular function: zinc ion binding. Lineage: Eukaryota; Fungi; Basidiomycota; Agaricomycetes; Polyporales; Fibroporiaceae.
AUGUUUACCGUCAAAGCAACAUAUCGCAACGAAACGCGAAAGUUUACUUUUUCUGAUACAUUUCCUUCGUUUGAGCAAUUGUAUCUUCAGCUGUACCGAAUCUUUCCAAUAUCUCAUUCAUUCUACCUCUCCAAAUUGUUGUUCUCCCCUAAUUCGCCUUCUCAUUCUCAACGCAUUUUAAUUGGCAUGGAGGCGCACAAUGCCGAAGAGUAUGAAUCGCAUGUUGCCCCCUAUCGAGGUCGCUCUUGGCCGGGAGCUUUGCUGAAGUUCUCAGUUUAUGACGAAACUCCUCACAAGUCCCCAGGAACAAGCUCUAGUCAGCGGACCAGCAUGAUGUCCGUCGACAGUGACCUUCCCAGCAUCAUCGCAUCUGAGGGUACGAGUCAGAGUUCUGCAACGAUAGUGGACUGGACCGCGGCGGGCAUUCGGAAGCGCAGGACCGACGACCGCAGGUUUAUCAUUGAGCGACUUCGGGAACGCACAUCAAAUAGGUCCAAUGUCAGCGUCCACGACAUCCAAGAGCCCUUGCCUCGUCGCUCUCUCUCUCGUUCCCCCUUGCGUUUGACGCCCAGUCCUCCCAUCACUCCGCAGUCUUCUUCGAGGCCAUUGCCAAGGAGGCCGUCUUAUGACGGUGAUGCGUCUUCCAGCACCACUGGGGCCAAAACCACUCGGCCGUCUUUAUUCGAAUUAUUAAAUCAAGAGCCGUCGGUGUCCCCCUCGAAUCCUACUGCGGAUGAGAGCUCUAGACCUUCUCUAUUCGACCUUUUGACUCAAGAGUCGUCUAAAUCCGGCCAUUGUGAUUCCUGGACUUUUGGGCGACCAACUCAGGUUGGCAACUCAUCGCAAGAACAAAGACACUCAAUUUUGACUGCUUUUCCUCCGCCGCCGCCUGUGGGCUCAACGAAUUGGCUGAACAGCUGGCCUCCUGUUUAUGUUCCUCCACCGUCCAUUCUGUACCCAAGUGUGCCUAGUUCUCAACCGGAGCCGCCGUCUGUAGUCGAGGAGCCUAGCUGGGCAGCGACCCUGUCUCCACGCUUCACCGAUAUCGCUGCGCAGCCUCAGGCUGUGCGCGGCGAUAUACGAGCGCAGUGUUCGACUGCGGAACAGCAAUGUCCAGAACGCGCAGCUUCGCCUAUGUCCCAGGUUUCAGCCUCCAGUAUUGAGACGCGCCAGCAAACUGCAGAUCAUUGCUGUUCCAUUUCGCAAGGGAAGGCCGAGGUUAUGACCCUUAUCGAGAGAUUCAUGGACAAUCUUGACCGCACGAUGAAAACUGCGUUUGGAGAUGAUUGGGCAUUUGAAUUUGCGCCUGCAGUUCCCAGCGUGCACUGCGCUCGAACGGACACCUCACAAUCCUGUGCGCUUGGGAAGAGGAAUGACAGCCGAUCACACCCCAGCGACCCAGUCGUCAUCCGCGUACCUAGCCCUACCCCUGAGCAUUUCCCCUCCUUCCCACAAUUUAUGCCACCGUCUCCGCAUAUGUCGCCUCCAUUUGUUGGUCCACUCUCACUACCUCAAUGCUACAUACCGCCUGUUCCUCUUACGCCUCCGCCAUUGCCACCUGCUCAAUGCUACAUGUCGCCCGUUCCUCCUACGCCUUCGCUGGUGCCGCCUACUUGGCCUGUGCCCCCCGAGACUUCACAUCUCCGACCGCUUCCUAGUAAAUGUUUGAACUGCCCGGACUUCGAUACUUGCGCUACAUGUUUCCAGAUCACACCGGAGCAGCAUCCCGGCCAUAGCUUUAUUAAGAUCAAUAACCCGGAGGCGCUCGUGAUCCGCAAUGGUGAAGGCAACACUGUCUUGCAUGAUGCCACAUGUGAUGUAUGUGGGCGCCGUAUUGUUGGCGUUCGCUAUAAGUGUAUGCACGCCUCUUGCCCCGAUUUUGAUCUCUGCCACAAUUGCGAGGCCAUGCCUUUCCCUGUUCAUCCGCCAGCGCACCCUCUCCUCAAGAUGAAGUCGCCGGAUACUAUCAUACCAAUAAUUCAAAAGCCCAUCAUGAAUCAGUGUGAACUUGCGGAGAGUUUUCUGGAUGAGUGUCGUGCAUCCUCUCCUCCCAUUCUCCCAUCGGACAUUCAGCAAGUUGAUGUCAAUCGAUCCCCCUGCUUAGCAUUUGGCACCGCUCCGGCGCUGGCCGAGAGGUUUCCUUCACUGCCAUCCGACCAAUGUCUAGAGGUUGACGGAGAACUUCCAAUUUCCCUUCUCAAGAGUGUAACAAUACCGGAUUCAGCUCUUCUCGGACCGAUGGACGCCGUCCUGAACGCUUCACCAAUCCAUGCCGACGCUGCCCCAUUGGCACCGACCGCUCCUUUGACCGCUGAGAAACCAGAGACGUCCCCCGUCGGAAUCCCGGCAUCCAUUUUUGAAGAUCGUUCAAUUGACUUGGAUCAAGGUUGCAAUGGGAAAUAUGUUCAUCCUGAGGCGGAGGUCUGGUCUGGUGGGCUGACUACUCCGUCGGAGAUUCCUGCAUCGACCGCUCCUUCUACUUCAAUUCCGCGUCUUGGUCCCGUGAAUAAUGACUGGCUCGAACUCUGGCCUGAAUUAACCUCAAUGCUGAAACACCUGUUGACUCCUCCCACGCCUAAUGCCGGAGCUUCCGUACCUAGCGUCAUACAGGGACAGACCAUGCCAGGUGGUAUGGUUGUCGAGGAGCCCAAACUGGUUGAAGAGGUUCAGCCCGAGUCUGCCGCCGAGAGUAAGGCCGCAGUCGAAGAGUCUCCGCUUGUGGGCGAACCGCUGCUCUGCCGACCUCUUGGGCCUCGUAUAAGUGAUUUGUCUCGGAAGUUAAAUGCUGUUUCCGUUCGCCGCGAAAGCAGCCCUGAACAUGCACCGUAUGCACACAUCGAUACGGCUGUCAAGCCUGAAACUGCAAGACAGCCUCCGUUUAGGUCGAUAAGCGAGCCCCAGCCUUUGUACGCCAGCUUUCUUUCAGAUAACAAUAUUCCAGAUGGUCAAAUCUUUCCUCCCGGUGCGGAAUUUGUGAAAUCAUGGCGGAUGAUGAAUCAAGGAAAGAGCGACUGGCCAGAGACUACUGAGCUGGUUUUCGUUGCUGGUGAUCGUAUGGCACCUCACAAUGACGCUCCGCGCAAAAUCAAGGUUGGAUCUGUUAAAGCUGGCAAAGAGGUUGAGAUUGCUGCAGGAGAGAUGAAGGCGCCUGACAUCCCAGGUAAAUACGUCAGUUACUGGAGACUCAGCGAUGGAGCAGGACAUCAAUUUGGUCACAGUGUUUGGGUCGACAUCACUGUCGCGGAAGUUACGCGAGCCCUGUCGGUGCUAUCCACGGAGGAUACCUCGCUCGCGUCUUCGUCGGUCAUAAUGCCGCGAUCUAUGGAAAAUAUCUCUGCGCCUGCAGAAGCUAUUCCGCGAUGCGCAACCACUGUUGACUCGGCACCCACGUUACCGUCUAGUCCUCCGUCUGAGGAUGGUUCACUCGACUCGUCUAUGUCGCUGGUUGACGUACCUUCGUCCCCAAUAUCGGAUGACGAUGAAGAUGCUUACGCAGAUAGCAGGUCGCGUUUUGUCUCCCCGAACAACCACGCGCAGGAGGUGGAAUAUGUGAUGCUCUAUGACAGCUCAUCGUCGGAAGAUGAUUGA